This is a messenger RNA of Labeo rohita (rohu), 7875 nucleotides long. It is a transcript of the gene sptbn4a, whose product is annotated as spectrin, beta, non-erythrocytic 4a. The record is from RefSeq and is a predicted model, not a curated record. The coding region runs from base 715 to 4947 and encodes 1410 amino acids. Gene Ontology annotation, biological process: actin cytoskeleton organization. Gene Ontology annotation, molecular function: phospholipid binding; actin filament binding. Gene Ontology annotation, cellular component: cell projection; plasma membrane; cell junction. NCBI's taxonomy places the organism in Eukaryota, Metazoa, Chordata, Actinopteri, Cypriniformes, Cyprinidae. The transcript has 20 exons.
GAGAGAGAGAGAGACUGCAGCAUGCUGCAUUGCAAUCACACUAGAGCACAUGAGAAUCUGCCCACAAAAGCACACGUGUGCAUCCAUUCAGCCGUCGCAUCCUCCGCAGCACGAUGUUUGCGAGUGCGUGAGCUCAUUCAAAGAGGGUAACUUGUGUCUUUAGGUGUCUAAAUCUGCUGUUCCCCCCCCCGAACAUACACGCACAUCAGCGACUCCUCCCACUCCUCCUCCGAACCCCCCAUCCACCCAGGUCGACAGCAGGACGGCGUAGCGAUUCCGGACGCAGCGCUGAAACCAGAGCUUCGCCCCUGACGCGGACGCACACAGGCAAGCAGGCGAAGACGCGGCUUUUGGUUCUCGUGUGGUUUGAAGGAUUAUAACGCAGUGAUUUGUUACAGGGAACAGCCGGUGUGAUCCUCACUGAAGAUUUCUAGGAGACCGAGCGCUUUCAGUGGGUGUCUGUCUUGCGUGUGCGUGCCGGUUGUUUUUUCUGAGCCGUUGGACUGACGCACGGAUACUGCAGCAGAACUGCAGGGGCCUGGACGCUAACUUGGAGGACAUGAGGACCCUGUGGAUCCCCCACCCCUGAGCUCCAGACCCCACCGCUGCUGCACAUUCUGCUGAGGUGCUGCUCUCUCCUCUGCUCUGGACAUUUUUUGGGAUGCGUGUGUGUGCUGGUGGUGCAGCUGAGCAGAGCUCCCAGAGGCUGACAGGAUGCUGACAGCUCGCGAUGGAGCUCGAGAUGAAGCUCAGAAGCUGCACAGGAAAUGGAUGAAGCACCAGGCCUUCAUGGCCGAGCUGGCCCGCAACAAAGAAUGGCUUGCCAAGAUCGAACAGGAGGGCGAGGAGCUGAUCCAGGAACAGCCCGAGUUGCGAUCGGUGGUGGAGGUGAAGUUGAAGGAAAUCAGAGAGUGCUGGUCUCACCUGGAGAACACCACCAAAGUCAAAGCCCGCCAGCUGUUUGAAACCCAGAACCACCGCACUACCGACCUGCCCACCAACACCCUCAGCGACCUGGACCAGCAUCUCAACGCCAUACAGGAGCAGCCGCCCACACUUGGCUCCUCCCACAGCACCCAACCCACCCUCCUUCAGCCACGCCCCACUUUCAGCCAGCAGCUCCAGAGGAUACAAUCAAUGGAAGCCCAGAUGCAGCUUUAUCAGGGUGUUGGUGAAGUCAGGGCUGGUGCUGAUCACCGGAGACUAGAAGGAGAGGAACAAGGAGUCGUGACGGAGACCCGAAUCGUGCGUCUUAUUGAGCCUCUGAAGGAAAGGAGGCGGAUCCUUCUCGCCUCAAAAGAAAUGCACCAAGUCACCCAGGACCUAGAGGAUGAGAUUGUGUGGAUUCAGGAUCGGUUACUUUUGGCCUCAUCUACAGAAUAUGGGACCAAUCUGCAGAGUGUCCAACAUUUAAUCAUGAACCAUAAGGCACUGCAGAUGGAGAUACAGGCUCAGAGGGGGCGGGUCGAAGAUGUGCUGGAAAGGGCAGAGGCCGUUGCUGCCCUGCGGACCCCAGAGGUGGAGCUUGUGCGGGAGGGGGCGGGGCAUGUGAGACAGCUGUGGGAGGUGCUUCAGGUAGAGAUGGAACGUCGCACAGUGAUGCUGGAUGCCGUAAGCCACGCCCAGCAGUACUACACCCAGGCAGCGAAGGCGGAGUCUUGGCUCAGUGGACAGAAACUUCAGGUCCUCAAUGAGGAGAAAGGAAAUGACGAGGCCAGCACUCUUAGGUUACUAAAAGAGCAGUUGGCCUUAGAGCAAACAGUGGAGAAUUAUGCAGAGACAGUAAGCUCACUGUCCCAGCAGUGCCGCCGCAUGCUUGAGUUGGGACAUCCAGACAGUGAGCAAAUCACCAAACAGCAGGCUCAUAUAGACCGACUAUAUGUAUCUCUAAAAGACCUGGUGGAACAGAGGAAAACAAAGCUGGAGCAGCAAUACUGGUUGUAUCAGUUGAAGCGAGAGGUGGAGGCACUGGAGAAAUGGAUCACUGAGAGGGAGGCUGUCGCCAGCUCCACUGAACUCGGCCAGGACCUAGAGCAUGUCACGGUUCUGCAAAGCAGCUUUACUCAGUUCUCCACUGAGACACGUGCAGUUGGCCAGAAACAGAUGGAUUCAGUCAAUAAGAUGGUGAAUGAGAUGAUUGACUGCAGUCACUCUGAUGCUGCCACCAUUGCAGAAUGGAAAGAUGGGCUGAAUGAGUCCUGGGCGGAUCUUCUGGAGCUCAUUGAGACCAGAGCACAGAUGCUUGCAGCCUCGUACCAGCUACACAAGUUCUUCACUGACUGUCAGGAGGUGCUGGUCCAGAUCGAGGGAAAGAUGAGACAACUGCCAGAGGUGAGGUCAUGUCAGGUGAGCUCGGCCAACCCUGGUACACUGCAGAGACUCCUGCACUCUUUUGAACACUCCCUGCAGCUGCUGGUCUCACAGGUGCGCCAACUGCAAGAAAACGCAGCUCAGCUGCGUGCAAUUUAUGCUGGAGAGAAGGCAGAUGCCAUUUUGUCCCGUGAGCAGGAAGUGAUGCAGGCCUGGAAAGAGCUCCUUGUUGCAUGUGAGGGCAGCCGUGUGCAGGUCACCACAGUAACCGAUAAGAUCCAGUUCUUUGCUGUGGUGCGGGAACUGAGCAUGUGGAUGGAUGGAAUCAUGGGACAGAUUGGCUCGACUGACGAUGCUAGGGACCUCUCUGUGCUAGACGGCAUGAUGUCCCAACAUCAGAAUCUGAAGAGUAAGAUAGAUAACAAGAGCAAGAACUUUGUGCAUUGUGUGGAGAUGGGAAAGAUGCUGCUCGCUGCACGCAACCCCGCAGCUGAAGAGGUAAAGGAAAAGCUGGAGUAUAUCAUGGCAAAGCAGAAAGAACUGAAUGAGCGAUGGGAGCAGCACUGGGAGAAGCUUCAGCAAGCCCAGCAGAGGCUGCAGUCUACCCAGCCGGGAUCGGUGGAGCAAUCCUGGCUCUCAAUCAAGGAACCAAUCACUCCAAAUACCCGAGAGGCAGGAGGCGGGACUGACGAGGUGGAGGAGCUGAUUCGCCGCCAUGAAGCGUUCCGGAAGGCCGCGUCCACGUGGAAAGAUCAUUUCAGCUCGUUACGACAGGCAGAGAAGAUGAAGGAGGAACUGAACAAGCCACCUUCUACCUCCUCUCUCCUCAGCAGGCAGAUGUUCCCUCUCUCCUGUCUCGUGCCCAGCUCUUCUUCUUCAUCUUCGUCCUCCUCUCUCUUCCGUAACCCUCUUCAGGACUCACUUCUGGAGUCCAAGCCCGGGCCGGACCUCAUGCAAGCCACAGAACACACAAUGGCGAACACACUCGCUCAACGGCUCGGGUCCACCCUGAACCCCUACACGCCCAUCAUGAAUGGCUCCUCCUACCACGGGCUAAACCAGCCAUCAGGGGUCGUGGUGGAGAGUGUUGCAUACCAUGGGCUAAAACAACAGGGUCUUUCAGGGUUGGAUAAUUCCAGCUAUCAGGGGUUAAACCAACAAGUUGGUGUCUUGGGGGUAAACAGCUCCAGCUACACUGGACUAAACCAACAGGGUGUUUUAGGAGAAGACAGCUCCAGCUACCACAGCCUGAACCAUUUAGGUGCUGUGGGGGUAGCGGUAGAGCCCAAAAUGGGAUAUGCUUGGCAGCACCUGAAAGCGGACUGCUUUCAGCCUAAAAUCAACCACAUUCACAAAGCUGUUCCACCUUUACUGGAGGCGCACCGAGCGCAGCUCGCCGGUGGAGGACCAAACAUGCCAGCUCCUCCGAUGGGCCUGGACCCCUCCCUAGAGAUGAUCCACAGUCGUUUACAGAGAGACCCCCGUGGGAGCCGAUCUGACCCGCAGAUGGAUCACUUGCGGCGGGAGAGAGAGUACCGGCUUGGCCGUCAGACCUCCAGCGAGCAGGAGAUCCAGGCACGACUUAACGAGCUCCCGCUGAUCGUUAGGCAGGAACGCUACCGUCGAAGAAUGGAGAGACAGUCGUCCAGUGAGCAGGAGGGCAGCGGUAGGCAGAGAGUACAGAAACAUGACUCCAGUGAUGCAGAAUCUGGGAAAGAGCCAUCUGACAAGAGACCAUCCGGGGAGAAGCGUUCCACUAUGGCUGAGAUUGUUGAGCAAGUGCAGGAGAGAGAAGCUUGCCAUGCGAGGGGAGAGGUGUACAGACCACCCAGCAGCCUCUCUGCACCAGUGAGCCGCCUGGAUCGCCCUCGAGCUCGAGACCGCCCCAAACCACGACGAAGACCUCGUCCAAAAGAGCCCGAGGAGCCACGGAGGUCCCGUUCUGCACCUGCUCAGAGCGUCCCAUUCACACCUCAGCCUCCUACCCACACCGUCAAUCAUGAAGGAUUCCUGUACAGGAAACACGAAGAGGAGGGGAAAGAGAGAAGCCCAAACAGCAAGUCGUGGGUAAAUUUGUUCUGCGUGCUCAAACAAGGGGAGAUUGGUUUCUAUAAGGAUGCACGACACAAAACCACACCCUACAACGAUGAGCCACUUCUCAACUUGGCCAUCUGUGAAUUUGACACUACCAACGGAUAUAAAAAGAAGAAGAAUGUCUUCAUUCUCAGGACCACUGCUGAAGGGGACUACAUCUUCCUGGCUAAGGAUGAGGAGGAUCUGAAAGGUUGGGUCAACAGCAUCAACGGCAGCCUGAAGGAGAUCGAGGAAAUUGCCAAGUGGGAGAAAGCCACAAACUCCUCCACCGACCCCGACAAAUCAGAGCGCAAGGAGCGUUCUGAAGGGGCGGAGCCAUCCGAGGGGGCAGAGAGAUCAGAGAGGUCAGAGAAGUCUGAGCGUUCAGACCGAUCAGAUAAAAUAGAGGCAUCGGACAAAAGCUCAGAAAAGAGGGACACAUCCGAGAAGGAGAAAGGAGAUAGAGGUGAAAGAGGAGAGAGGGGAGAACGAAGGGAGAGAGAGAGGGGUGAACGAGGAGACCGGGGCUCCAGGGGUUCCAGCACUUCGGGAAAAAGCAAAUGACUCAUCUCUCGACACCUUUAUUUACUCAUCCAUCCCUUCAUCCUUCCAGAGAGAAGACAGGACUUGCAUUUCUCUGUCUCUGUCGCUCUGUUUGUCCUGACAGCCUGAUUUCAGGACAGACGUAAUUGUCCCUUGAAUGUGUCGAUGUGUGUCUGUGUGCGUGUGCCAAUGUGUCGAAGAGAACGUCUGUGAAAGCAUAUGAAAUGAACAGUAUAUGAACGUGUAUCCCAGCAUCAGAGGGCCAGUUCAGCCGCCCUGCUCGAUUCUCACAGAAAAGGCACUUUAGAUUAUUGAGGAUGACUAUAGCCCUUAAUAUUUUAGAAGCGUUUUCUUGAAGCAAUAUACCGUACGUAGUAACCGAAUCUGCUUGUUUUAGCCGCUCUGCUCUUCCAAGCGAGUGCGAGAGAGAGAGAAAGUGACAGAGAGAAGUCCUUCGGAGAGAAACCUGGCGCGGCAGUAGGGACAGUGUUCCUCCUGAUUGACAUCCUUACACAGCCCCACACAUGCAUACGCACACGCACAGUGCAUCAUGGGAAAAUGUUUGGUAUGGAACACCAUUCUCUCACCCGAGGCCGUACACGUCUUCCGCCUGCUGCUUGUAGUAAUGGUUUUAAUCAUGCGAGACGCUUCACAGUACUGUGGUGAGCGCGAUUCAGUCCCAGUUACACUCGAUGAAGAGUCUCGAUCACAAUACGUGAAUAUAAUGUGGCAGUGUGUGUGUGUGUGUGUGUGAAUACAACUCCAUCCAGAAGGAGAUCAAAUGUACUAUGUAUAAUCUCAUUGAUCGUAUUUAUUAGGUUAUCACGAUACAAAUUUAAAGUGCAAGGUUAAUCUUCUCUGAACUAAGAGGAAGUACGAUCAAACACCCCCGUACGUGUACAAAUAUGCUGCUUUUUAAUCAUCUCUGCCCCCUUACAUCACUCUCUGAUUGUAAAAUGAUUAGUACACAUAAAAUAGGGUGUUUGUGACUUUGUCAUGCUAUAAAGAAAAAGAUUGUAUAUAUAUAUAUUUGUAUAUAUACUAGUAAACGAGAUUUACUUCUAUGAGCUGCAGCGUCUAAUUACAAAAAAAAAUAUCAUUUUUAACAACGUAUGAAAAUGUAACAAGUUUAAAAGAGUUGUUUAAAGUGCCCCUGGCUGAAUUUAGACAGUAAACAUGCGCGUUAGCCGCCUUUCCCGGGAUCUCUUAUAUACGGAAACGCAACUUUUACUGUUUACGGUUUGUUUUUCUUUUUCUUUUUUUUUUUUUUUUGGCCAGGGCAAAAGAUCAGGAUCCUUGUAAAAAAGAAAUCACCAUUAAAACCCUCAUCAGAGACUGUUUUGUGUUUAAUUUAGAUGUUAAGAGAACUGUCUCUGGACAGCUGUUGCAAUUCCUAUGACAAAGACAAUGAUUUUCCCUGUUGAAAGAGUUAAAAGUGCAAAUCAUAUUUACACAGAUAUAAUACAAAUAAAAAUAUCAGAGUAAACCCGAAUCAUUUAAUCAUCAAAAAAUAAAUAAAUAAAAACAAUAAUAAUUCAAUCAGUCUGUUUUUAAGAUUUUUUUUCCAGUUAUUUGUACUGCUGAUCCUAUGGCUUUAAUUUACAUUGUAAAUCAGACUGGUGAGGUCAAGUUUUUCCUAUCUAGCUCUGUUUUCAACGCACAAACUUGCACAACUGCAAAAUCAUACUAAAUUACUAAAUUACACCGAUUACACCGUGUGGAAACUAGUCCUUACCUAAAUCUGUGAAUAAUCACAUGUGUAAUAAUCCAGUAAUAUUAGGACUCAUCUAAUGUGUUACUUUUUUCUCACUGUGGGUGCCUUAUGAAUGCAUGUAAUAAGGAGAUGUGGGCACCGCCUCCAUUUUUCUAUUCAGUAUGUUCAGAUUAAAACACUCAUUUACAGAUUAUAUUAUUUUUUAUGACAAAAAACAUUGCUUGACCCGAUCAGCUCCAGUAAAACAGGCAAUAUUGAUCUGAUUGUGUGCGCUUGCUUUCAGAAAUAGUGUCACAGAACAUGUGACAGAAAACAGUCACACCCUUCAGUCAGGCUUGGAGUCAAAUCUGCUACUGAUUGGAUGUGUCUUUGAUCAUUGUCAUAGAAACUGCAGAACUAGAGACUAAACUUGUUUUGCACUGUGUAUCUGUGUCUGAUAAAUGUGACUGAGGGUGAAUGAAUGUUAUCAAAUUGCUGCUGUGUAUGUCUCUGUCUUACCUUUGCUGAAGCAACCUCGCUCCUAACCAACUAUGAUUUGAUUUGGACUUAUUUUACUUAACGUUUUGACUCUUCUACAUAUCCAACGUUUGUUUCAGUGACCUUGACUAUGGUCUGCCUGCAAAAAGCACAAUUUUUCCCUGAACAACAAUCUGGAGUAUUGAAAAGACCAUGAUCCCUGCAUUUCUUAAAGCUGCCACAUGAGGUCAGUGUUGCAAAGGCUUUGCAGUGCUAAAAUAAUUUACCCUUUUUUUAAACCCGGAAAUGUUGACCAACAGGGUCACUACAACAACAUAUUUGUCUGUGUUUUUUAGACCAUGUGGUCAGUUUUUGCUUUGUUAAUCCUUGCUUUGUUUCCAGCUUGACCUCACCAGUAAGUAUUUCUAUUUUAUUUCAUUACUGAAGGAAUGGAGAAAAAAGCCCUAAAAUACAUGGAGUGUGUGGGUUGCCCUCCUUUAUUGAAGUCAGUUGUUUCACACAUGAAAUUAAAGAAAAACACUAUUAAGUUGCAUGAAAGAGAAUAUAGAGGUGAUUUCUAUGCAACAGCUGUGCAUGUUUAUCAAAAGGGUUUCAAUCUUCAGCAAAGCACUGAGAUGAUGGAUGAUGAUGAUGAUGAUUGAUGAUGAUGGAGAUGGAGAAAUGAGUGGAAUGAGCAGAUCACUUGUAUAGCUGAAAUGAGACAUUAAAUCAUUUAUGUACUGAUAUCUGCACUAAUUCAUAAAUACAGGUUGUAUAUA